Vitrella brassicaformis is the source of this 620-nucleotide messenger RNA. Lineage: Eukaryota; Vitrellaceae. The record is from the annotation of a GenBank genome assembly.
GGAAGUUUCAUUUCCAAAAUAAAAAAAGAACGAAAUCAGAGAAGUCUGCGAGCUAAGCGUGCAGAAGAUCUUGAGCUCCAUUCCCUCUAGCCAUGUCUUCUGGAUUCAUCCCCUCGCCGAACCGACCACCUCCUUCGAGCGCGCCCACCUGCUCGCCCUCUGAGCGGCCUGGCGACCACAACCUUGACAGCUGGAGGGCUGGCGAAGCGAGAUCGCUGGGCGAGAGUCUGUCCUUCCCGUGUGCCGCCUGUGGCAAGAAGCCCGAAGACGUGCCCGAUGGCGUAGGCGUCUUUCCGAAGUGCAAUCGGUGCAAGCUCGUCAGCUACUGCGGUACGAUGGAUGUGACAACCAUUGACGCAUGCAUGACCGCAUGUGUAUUGUUAUAUUUUGUCUGUGUGACUUACUUAGGGACUGAAUGCCAGCGGAGUGACUGGCCGUCGCACAAAGACAAGUGCAAGAUGGGCAAGGAGGAGAUGGCCCGUACCGUGGCAGGCUCGUAUGAGUACGUGCUUCGAUGGAGUCAUGGCCACAUGGAUUGGCUGCCCUUCUUUGAGCACAUGCGGCGGCGUCAGGGGUUCAUCCUCGGCGACAUCUGCACCUUUCCAACACCACCAAGCUGA